AUGGAGAAGAAGAUAUCACAUGCCAACAACAACUUGAUAAACAAAACAAACUUCUUUUUCUUCAUGCUGUCACUCCUCUUCACCACCACCACCACCACUAAUGCCACUACCAUUGCAUGUUUAGAUGCAACCAAGUGCCCCAUGUUGCCCAAAACUCAUGCAGAAGAUCAUCAGGGGAGAGUUGGACAUGGCAUGGUGUUUGAAGGCAAAGCAGAGGUUUCCUCGGAUUGGUCAAGGAGGUUUCUGGUUGGACCUGGGUCAUCACCACCCCUCUGCACCUCCAAGUGUGGCAGCUGUACACCCUGCAGACCGGUGCAUGUGACGGUGCCGCCGGGCACUCCGGUGACUGCGGAGUACUACCCGGAAGCGUGGAGGUGCAAGUGUGGUAACAAGUUGAACAUGCCUUGA
This is a messenger RNA of Vigna unguiculata (cowpea), 408 nucleotides long. RefSeq names its product EPIDERMAL PATTERNING FACTOR-like protein 5. Gene Ontology annotation, biological process: guard cell differentiation; stomatal complex development. Lineage: Eukaryota; Viridiplantae; Streptophyta; Magnoliopsida; Fabales; Fabaceae. The record is from RefSeq and is a predicted model, not a curated record.